ACGGGCAUACAAAGCAAUGGCUCGAGUGGACGAAGAGGAAGAAGGAAGUGCCGGCAUGGAAAAGUGUGGAUUUGUGUGUCACGUAAUCCUCGUUCCGCUCGGACUCGGAUUUUGGACGUUGUCGCUGCUACCCUUGUUAAGACUCGACGUUCCAGAAACUGUCGAUAGCAACUCUGAGAUUUUGUGGUCUUCUCUGCCAACCAUUCACUCGUGGAGUGAGUCGGUUCGCUCUUGGUCGGUGCUGAUCUCGACGGGUCUCGUUGGAUUGUUUCUGGCGGCACCGAUUCUGUAUUGUGGCGUCAACCUGUGGGCCGUUGCACCGUCAGAGUACUCGUUAACGGACGAGUACACCCGUGAGCGCAUGCCCGAAUCAAUGACUGAUACCACGCAAGACUCGCAAGGACUGGGUGUGUACGAUAUUGAUGUGGCAGAAAUCAACGAUCUCAUUUCGGAACAACUAUAUAUCCAGUAAUCGACUAACGCGCCGGAAAGGCGUGCCAGACUCGGCCGUAGUAGACUACCGGUAUGCAUCCCCUGGCGUAACCGACUGCGUUUUCGGGCUGGAUCAUACUCACCAAGAACAUGGUGAUUAUAGAAUGGGAGGGCAAACAAAAUGCGGACUACUGUUUUGCGAUAUCAACAAGCCCGUGUCUACUGCUAUACAGUGGGUAUCGUUU
Messenger RNA from Phaeodactylum tricornutum CCAP 1055/1, 677 nucleotides. RefSeq lists its product with no specific name. Lineage: Eukaryota; Bacillariophyta; Bacillariophyceae; Surirellales; Neidiaceae. The record is from RefSeq and is a predicted model, not a curated record. The transcript has a single exon. The coding region runs from base 17 to 472 and encodes 151 amino acids.